AUGAUCAAUAAGGAUGAUAAAGAUGAUGCCACUCACUACGGAUGGAAUCGAGCCGAUGAGGAGUUGAAGAGUAUCGGAAGUAUGCAUUCAGCGCCACUAAUCCCAGCUCUUACACCAACACCCUAUGAACCCCUUCAAGCCACCACUCUGCCAACAAAUAUUCCUAAAGAUCAUAAAGGAAGGCCAUUGAUUUUAUCACCACAACACUGUGCCCAGGUCAAGAAAUACGCUGACAUGUACAAUGUGAGCGAUGUUUUAUCAUGGGUGAAACAGAAUUGUCAUUUUGCGCAAAUGUUUGUCCCUGAGGCGACAUGUGAAGAAGUGAAUAUAUUAGUGGCCAGCUGUUAUACCAAUCAUUAUCUUCAA
Molecule: messenger RNA, 366 nt
Organism: Mesorhabditis belari
Lineage: Eukaryota; Metazoa; Nematoda; Chromadorea; Rhabditida; Rhabditidae
Source: the annotation of a GenBank genome assembly